AUGGAGGGAACUGAACGACCGGCGGCGGUAGCGGCGGUGGAGACCGACACGUGGCUUAGGAAGCACCGCCUUAUCUACCUCGGAGCAACCCGACACCCUUUCACUCUAAGCAUUCGCGACGGCACCGUUGACCCAUCUUCCUUCAAGCGCUGGCUCGGACAAGAUUACAUAUUUGUCCGAGCAUUCGUCCCGUUUGUUGCAAGUGUAUUGCUGAAAGCGUGGAAGGAAUCAGAUGAUAAAGCAGAUAUUGAUCUGAUUCUGGGUGGGAUGGCUGCUUUGAACGAUGAAAUUUCAUGGUUCAAAACGGAAGCUUCCAAGUGGAGUAUUGCUUUGGAAAGUGUCGUGCCUCAACAGGUUAAUCUCGAUUACUGCAGAUUCUUGGAGAGCUUCAUGGGCCCAGACGUUGACUACACCCAGGCCAUAACGGCAUUCUGGGCAAUCGAAACCGUUUAUCAAGACAGCUUUGCUCACUGCUUGGAGGAGGGCUCCAGAACUCCCGACGAACUAAAAGAAACUUGCCAGAGAUGGGGAAAUGACGGUUUUGGUCAGUAUUGUCGUGCCCUUAAAAGCAUAGCUGACCGUCGAUUGGCGAAGGCUUCUGAUGACGUGGCAGCCAAAGCCGAGUUGAACUUGAUAAGGAUACUCGAACACGAAGUUGAAUUUUGGAACAUGAGUCGCGGGGCAGUCAGUUUGACCGGGUCGUAA
Molecule: messenger RNA, 705 nt
Organism: Striga hermonthica
Lineage: Eukaryota; Viridiplantae; Streptophyta; Magnoliopsida; Lamiales; Orobanchaceae
Source: the annotation of a GenBank genome assembly